This is a messenger RNA of Phacochoerus africanus (Common warthog), 3776 nucleotides long. It is a transcript of the gene POLRMT, whose product is annotated as RNA polymerase mitochondrial. Lineage: Eukaryota; Metazoa; Chordata; Mammalia; Artiodactyla; Suidae. The coding region runs from base 59 to 3718 and encodes 1219 amino acids. The record is from RefSeq and is a predicted model, not a curated record. Gene Ontology annotation, molecular function: DNA-directed RNA polymerase activity; protein binding; mitochondrial promoter sequence-specific DNA binding. The transcript is spliced from 21 exons. Gene Ontology annotation, biological process: mitochondrial transcription. Gene Ontology annotation, cellular component: mitochondrial DNA-directed RNA polymerase complex.
GCAGGCGCGGAAGGUGCAGGCGCAGUGCGGCGGAGCGGCAGUGCCGCGUGCGGGUGGCAUGUCUGCCCUCCGCUGGGGCCGCGGCGCGGCGGGGCUCCGGAGGGCCCUGUGGCCGGCGGGCCGCCAUGGCCUCCUGGCGGAGGAAGGGACCCUUGGUGUCAUUGGGGGCCGGAGAAGAAGUUUGUCUGCCAGCCCUUGUGAGCAGGACCGCAGGAAGGACUGGGGCCAUGUUGAGCUGCUGGAAGUGCUUGAGGCGAGGGUGCGCCAGCUGCAGGCCGAGAGCGAGGCGGAGGUGACAGUGAAGAAGGUGGCCAUGGCUCAGGCCUCGGAGGCUGGUGGCAUCCAGCCACCUAGGAAGGCCCAAGUGGGGGCUGGUGACCGCUGGGCGCAGAAACUAGAUGAGGAGCAGCGGCUGAUGGAGAGGCGCAAGGAGCAGCUGCGGGAGAGAAUGCAAAAGGGUGGCAAGCGGCUGUGGCGGGUGGAGCUGCGUAAGGAGCCCCGGCUGCUGAGCAGGAAGCUGGCGAAGCAGCUGCAGCGCUGGCAGAAGGGGACCCCCCAAAGCCCCUGGGAGGAGCAGCUGGAGCAGUUGCUACAGGAGGCCCCGCAGAGGCUGAGCUGCAAAGAAGCCAGUAGGGAUCCUGAGGCGAAGCUGGAGGGCCAGCAGCAGAAGCUCCUGUCCUUCUUAGAGUGCUGCCUGCACACGGGCCACCUGCCUCUUGCCCACCACGUGCUGGUCACCUACCACAGCAGGUCCCAGCAGCAGCAGCUGCUAACUCUCGCCAUGUACAAUGCGGUCAUGCUGGGCUGGGCGCGUGAGGGCUCCUUCAAAGAGCUGGUGUAUGUGUUCUUCAUGGUGAAAGAUGCCGGGCUCACCCCUGAUCUGCUGUCCUACGCAGCUGCUCUGCAGUGCAUGGGGCGUCUGGACCAGGAUACAGACACCAUCCGAAGGUGUCUGAAGCAGAUGGCCCAAGACGGGCUGCAGCUAGAGGGGCUCUUCACGUCUGUGCUGCUGCGCGAGGAGGAGCGGGCCGAGCUGCUGAAGGCUGUGCGCAAGGCCAAGCCCACCUUCAGCGUCCCGUGCCCACGCCCGCCUCCACCCCAGGUCAAUACCUCGCCGCUGCUCCGGGAGAUCUAUGCCAAGCCCAAUUGCACUGUGUCCUACCCGAGGCUGCACCUGCCUCUUGAGAAGUUGCAGGAGCUCUUCCAGCAGCAGCUCAGCAUGGAGCUGGCCACCACUGUCACUGUGGAAUCGGUGGAAAAGGCACCGCCACUGACCAAGGAGGUUCUGCACGCGCGGCAGACACUGACCAUCCUCCGUGCCCAAUGGGAGAAGGCGCUGUGCCGAGAGCUGCAGGAGACCAAGGAGAGUGAGGCCUACGCUGCCCAUGAAGGCCGCUCAUCGCUCUUCCCGUACCUGUGCCUGCUCAGCGAGAAGGAGCUUGUGGAGAUGCUGUUGCAGACCCUGCAGGUUCUGCCUGCACAUGGAGAGUCCCUUUUCUACCUGGCGCACAGGCUGGGUCAGCGCGUCUUCAACCGGCACAUGGUACAGAGAAAGCAGCUCAGCAACCAGGUGCAGGUGCUGGAGAAGCAGUACUCCAAGUACCUGCACCUGCUGGCCUCUGACACCCAGGUGGCGGAGCCCUGCCUGCCACGGCAGUACUGGGAGGCACUGGGGCUUCCUGAGUACCCCCAAGAACAGCCCUGGUCCCUGUCUGUGCUGGUGCAACUAGGCAAGAGGCUGGCAGAGAUGCUGGUGCAGGCUGUGCGGAUGCCCAGCAACCUGGCUACGCCCCGGGACUCCAACACACUCAUCCCCGUGCUCUAUCACGUCUACUCCUUCCGUAGCUUCCGCCAGAUCGGGAUCCUGAAGCCACACCCAGCCUUCAGGCAGCUGCUGGAGACGGCAGCAGAAGGCACACUGACCUUCGAGUCAACCGAGGUGCCCAUGCUGUGCCCGCCACUGCCUUGGACAUCCCCCCAUUCCGGUGCCUUCCUACUGAGCCCCACCAAGAUGAUGCGUUCAGUGGAGGGCACCCAGCAGCACCAGGUCCUGCUGGAGCGCUGCCGGCCCGCUGAGCUGCAUGGUGCCCUGGACGCCCUCACCCAGCUGGGCAAUUGUGCCUGGCAGGUCAAUGGACCUGUGCUGGACCUGGUGCUGGAGCUCUUCAACAACAAGGGCUGUCCCCAUCUGGGCGUGCCUGCCCCACCCCUUGAGGCCCCCCGGCCUCCUGAGGGCCGCCAGGCCCCCGACGCCUGCCUGCAACCAAAUGUGCUGCCCACCCAGAAGGCCGAGCUGCGGCGGGAGCUGGCGCGCCGCCUGAAGAUGGCGCGGGAGAUGCACAGCCUGCGAACUGAGGCACUCUACCGCCUCUCGAUGGCCCAGCACCUGCGGGGUCGCAUCUUCUGGCUGCCGCACAACAUGGACUUCCGCGGCCGGACCUACCCCUUCCCACCCCACUUCAACCACCUGGGCAGCGACCUGGCCCGCGCCCUGCUGGAGUUUGCCCAGGGCCGCCCGCUCGGCCCUCAGGGCCUCGACUGGCUCAAGAUCCACCUGGUCAACCUCACAGGGCUGAAGAAGCACGAGUCGCUGCAGGCACGCCGGGACUUGGCAGAUGAGCUGAUGGAGGACAUCCUGGACUCGGCCGACCGGCCCAUGACGGGCCGGAAGUGGUGGAUGGAGGCGGACGAGCCCUGGCAAACCCUGGCCUGCUGCAUGGAGAUCGCUCGGGCGGUGCGUGCCCCUGACCCCACUGCCUAUGUCUCCCACUUCCCGGUUCACCAGGAUGGCUCCUGUAACGGCUUGCAGCACUACGCCGCCCUGGGCCGGGAUAGCGCAGGGGCCGCCUCUGUCAACCUGAUGCCCUCGGACCUGCCGCAGGACGUUUACAGCGGGGUGGCUGCACAGGUGGAGGUGUUCCGCAGGCAGGAUGCCGAGCAGGGCAUGCGGGUGGCACAAGUGCUGGAGGGCUUCAUCAGCCGCAAGGUGGUCAAGCAGACGGUGAUGACCGUGGUGUACGGGGUCACCCGCUACGGGGGCCGCCUGCAGAUCGAGAGGCGCCUCCGGGAGCUCCAGGACUUCCCCCAGGAGUUUGUGUGGGAGGCCUCGCACUACCUUGUACGCCAGGUGUUUAACAGCCUCCAGGAGAUGUUCUCUGGCACCCGGUCCAUCCAGCGCUGGCUGACUGACAGUGCCCGGCUCAUCGCCCACAUGGGCUCGGCUGUGGAGUGGGUCACGCCGCUGGGCAUCCCCAUCAUCCAGCCCUACCACCGCGACUCCAAGGUCACAAUCAAAGGUGGGCUUCAGAACCUCAGCUUCAACAGCAGUGUGGACACCAGCCAGAAGCCCAACACGCUGAAGCAGAAGAACGGCUUCCCGCCCAACUUCAUCCACUCGCUGGACUCCUCACACAUGAUGCUCACGGCCCUGCACUGCUACAGAAAGGGCCUGACCUUUGUCUCUGUCCACGACUGCUUCUGGACCCACGCAGCUGAUGUUGCGGUCAUGAACCAGGUGUGCCGAGAGCAGUUUGUCCAGCUGCACAGCCAGCCCAUCCUCCAUGACCUGUCCAGGUUCCUAAGGAAUCGGUUCUGCUCUGACCCCAGGGCCUCUAAGAAUAUCUGGGCCUCCAGGCUGAUGGACACACUGCUAUCAGUGCCCAAGCCAGGGACCUUCGACCUGGAGCAGGUGAAGCACUCCACAUACUUCUUCAGCUGACCGACCACCUCCGGGGCAGGGCACCCUGUACCAUAGUGUAAAUAAAAUCUUGUCUCCA